AUGACCUCCUCAAUCUCAACUUCGACCUCAGCGGGAUCGUCCAACCCUUCCGCUUCAGCGGAUAUCCGACUAUACAAGAACCGAGCGUCUUACUCCCUCCAAGCAGCUCUGAGCAUAUUCCGUGAAGCACCAAUAGCGCAUAUAGCGUUCGUUCAUCCCGGAGAUCCGGGUGAUAAAGGGAGGGGAAAGACGGUCAUGAACGUUCCGCUUAUUACUGUGAUUGUCUUGGAAGAAGAUGGUGAUGAGGAUGAUCAAAAUGAUUAUUCAGUUUAUCUGCAUACACAUAGGCAUUCGGGUCUGGUAGAGGCUGUGUUGGAUGGUAAACAUGGAAUAACAGCUACGACCACCAAGAUCGAUGGUAUGAUCUUUUCCCCUACGGCACACGACCACACCCUAAAUUAUCGCUCUGCAACUUUACACCUGUCUUCGGGUCGACUCUUAGAUGACGAAGUAGGUAGUAAAGAACACGAGGAGAAGCGCAGGGUCUUGGGGAUAGUGACAAAUACAGUAACGGGUUACGACAGGAUAUCGUCGGUUGGUGUACCCGACGACGCAGCUGUGAAAAGGACGACGGUGAUCAAGUUCAAAAUUGAGAAAAUCAGUUGUAAGCAGCGGUACGGAGGAUUCAACGGCGCGGAGGAACCUCAGGAGGAAGCACCGAAAGGAAAGGAGACGGAUAGUUUCACUGGUGUUGUACCCUGCUGGACUCAAUGGGGGGAACCGAUAGGUUAUGGAAGGGAUGCGAAACAAAUCAAAGAUUUGAAAGAGACUAAAUCAACAGGCGGGCGAGAGUUUGCUGAGAAAGUUGCUUGGGCCGAUGAUGAGAUUCAAAUCGAAGGUUUGGGUAAAAAGAGACAGUAG
This is a messenger RNA of Kwoniella botswanensis, 861 nucleotides long. RefSeq lists its product as uncharacterized. The coding region runs from base 1 to 861 and encodes 286 amino acids. The record is from RefSeq and is a predicted model, not a curated record. The transcript has 3 exons. NCBI's taxonomy places the organism in Eukaryota, Fungi, Basidiomycota, Tremellomycetes, Tremellales, Cryptococcaceae.